Morchella sextelata is the source of this 1083-nucleotide messenger RNA. RefSeq lists its product as uncharacterized. Lineage: Eukaryota; Fungi; Ascomycota; Pezizomycetes; Pezizales; Morchellaceae. Gene Ontology annotation, molecular function: zinc ion binding. The record is from RefSeq and is a predicted model, not a curated record. The transcript has a single exon. Bases 1 to 1083 code for a protein of 360 amino acids.
AUGGCGAUCCACUACAUCUGCAACAGCUGCCACAAGCGCAUCUUCCCCGUCAGCGCGCGCUUCCACUGCCUCGUCUGCACCGACCACGACACCUGCCAGGCCUGCCACCUCUCCGCCCGCUUCACCGCGCCGCACGAAGGCGCCCACCCCUUCCACGUGAUCUACGACCCGACAACCUCCCCGCCGCCCACCGCCGCACUCACAACGCUCGCCAUCGCGCCCCCGCAGCCGCCCCCCCUCCCCCCGCGCCAGCUCUCGUCAACCUCCUCGUCCCACCACACCCCGCACUCGCCGGCGACCUCCUCCCCGCACUCCCCGCACCCCUGGGGACCCCUCACAACGCCCCAGCACACCCCCACCACGCACCUGCUCCGCCUCGCCGACGCAGCAUUCACGCACUUCUCCACCCCCGCCCCCACACGCACACUGACCCCCGAGCAGCUCGCAACGUUCUACACGGCCAUGGGGCGCUCCGGCUCCACAAACUUCCCCUCCCUCUUCCACACGCUCAUGGCACACUACGGGGCCACGCUCGACCCCAGCGACACGCAGAUCGCGUUCGUCUUCCAGGAGUACGCGUACCCGUUUCUGACCGCGACACGGGCGGGGUCCAGUGUCGUGAACGGCAUGCCGCUGCUGCUGCUCGAGGGGUUCCGGCGCAUGCUGCUGGACGAGAUCCUGGAGGCGCCCGAGAACGCGUGGGUGGGGUUCAACACGCUGCUGGCUGCCGUGGGGGCGGCGGUGGGGGUGGGUAGUGGGCCGAUUCCGCGCGGGUGCUUCCCGGAGAGGGAGGAUGCGGGGGCGAGGGCGAGGGGGGAUCGGAUUAGUGGGGUGCUGGUGGAGCGGUCAAGGGUCAUGUUUGAGCGGCUGGAGAGGGAGCGGGAGGAGCGGGAGGGGGAGAGGGAGAGGGAGGCGGGGGAGACGCCGGCGGUGAAGGAGUUGAAGAGGAGGCAGGCGGAGGUGGAGGCCGAGGCGGCGGCGCAGGCGAGGGCCGCGAUUGAGCAGCGCGGGCAGGAGGCGUGUGUGGGCGGGUGGAGGACGGAUAGUUGGGGGAAUGAGUAUUACCAUGAGGGGCUCAUCUAG